AAAGUCUACCGCACCAUUCUUCAUUUCCGUUGUUUUCACGCUAUCAUCAAACCCUCUCUCUCUCUCUCUCUCUUCCUACAAACCUCACUGGUCUUCGAUUUUUCUCUCUCUCUCUCUUUCACUAACGGAACGAUGUCGUGGCAAUCUUACAUAGACGACCACUUGAUGGCAGACAUCGACGGCUGCCACCUCACCGCCGCCGCCAUCGUUGGCCAUGACGGCAGCGUUUGGGCGCAGAGCUCCAACUUUCCUCAGUUCAAGGGUGAGGAGGUAACAGCUAUCAUGAAUGACUUUGACAAUCCGGGUACAUUAGCUCCCACUGGAUUGUACAUCGGGGGCACUAAAUACAUGGUGAUUCAAGGCGAGCCUGGUGCUGUCAUCCGAGGGAAGAAGGGAUCCGGUGGUGCUACAGUUAAAAAAACCAAUCUGGCCUUGAUCAUUGGCAUCUAUGAUGAGCCAAUGACUCCAGGCCAGUGCAACAUGGUUGUGGAGAAGAUUGGCGACUAUCUUAUUGAACAGGGUCUUUAAUUGUUUGUGAUGUCGUCCUUUAUACGGUAUUUGGAGUUGUGGGUUCUUGGUUAUGACAAGAAGAGUUUGGUGUUUCAGAAGUGAUAGAUGGUCUCUCUGCCUCAAAUUUAAACAGGGCUUGUUUUUGCAUUUUCUGGUUAUGAAAACUGUUAUGAUUCCAUGUGAGUAAAUUAUGUAUUUUUGGUGGUUCUUCCGAUGGAUGUUCAAAUUUUAUUGAUACCUUUGCGGGUAAAGAAUUGGAUUUGAUAUAA
Messenger RNA from Sesamum indicum (sesame), 779 nucleotides. RefSeq names its product profilin-3. The record is from RefSeq and is a predicted model, not a curated record. Lineage: Eukaryota; Viridiplantae; Streptophyta; Magnoliopsida; Lamiales; Pedaliaceae. Gene Ontology annotation, cellular component: cell cortex. Gene Ontology annotation, molecular function: actin monomer binding.